Molecule: messenger RNA, 1185 nt
Organism: Aspergillus bombycis
Lineage: Eukaryota; Fungi; Ascomycota; Eurotiomycetes; Eurotiales; Aspergillaceae
Product: branched-chain amino acid aminotransferase
Exons: 2
Coding region: 1-1185 (394 amino acids)
Biological process (GO): L-leucine biosynthetic process; L-valine biosynthetic process
Cellular component (GO): mitochondrion
Molecular function (GO): branched-chain-amino-acid:2-oxoglutarate transaminase activity
Source: RefSeq, a predicted model, not a curated record
AUGGCUCCCUCCGCCACUGAGUCACAGAAUGCCCCUGCUUUCCCCGAGAAACAGGCCGGCCAGCCCCUCGACGCCUCCAAACUGACAUAUACUUAUACUGCCAAUCCUCGCGAUGUUCCUGAUGAAGCAACAGCCAAUUCUGGGGACGAAACCAUCUGUACUGACCACAUGGUCGUCGCAACCUGGAAAGUCUCCACAGGCUGGUCAGCCCCGGAAUUAAAACCCUACGGUCCAUUGAAUCUCAUGCCCACAGCCUCCUGCUUACACUAUGCUACGGAGUGCUUCGAGGGACUCAAGGUAUACCGUGGCUACGACGGUAAGCUCCGAGUCUUCCGCCCAGAUCGCAACGCCGCCCGCUUGAAUAUGUCUGCUAGUCGUAUCUCCCUGCCAAAAGCCAAUCCCGACGAGAUAACAAAGCUCAUCCACGCCCUCCUCGAGGUCGACGGCGCUAAAUGGCUCCCUAAGGAGAGAGCCGGAAGCUUUUUGUAUCUGAGACCGACACUCAUCGGCACUCAGCCAACUAUCGGUCUCGUGAAGUCCAAGCAGGCGAUCCUGUACAUCAUCUUGAGCUACAUGCCUCGACAAGACACACCAUCCGGUGGAAUGAGACUUCUGACUUCACCAGAGGACAUGGUGCGUUCUUGGGUAGGUGGAUUCGGCUACGCCAAGGUUGGUGCGAAUUAUGGACCGUCAGUACUCGCUACACAAGACGCUAUGCAACGUGGCUUUCACCAAAUCCUCUGGCUAUAUGGAGACCAGGGCGAGUGCACAGAGGCGGGUGGUAGUAAUUUCUUUGUGAUCUGGCGCCGCAAGGAUGGCAAGAAGGAGAUCAUCACUGCGCCGUUAGAUGACCGUCUCAUUCUGGAUGGCGUUACCCGUCGCAGCUGUUUGGAUCUAGCAAAGGAAAGACUAAGUGACGAGUUUGAAGUGACUGAGCGCAAGUACACCAUCAGUGAACUAAUCGAGGCCGAGACGGAAGGUCGACUGCUAGAGUCGUUUGCUGCGGGUACAGCGUGGUUCAUUACCCCUGUCUCGGCGAUUCAGCACCGAGAGCAUGCUAUCGCUAUCCCUACGGGACCCGAUGGCGGACCCGGUGAGGUUACUGGUAAGAUCAAGGGCUGGCUGAGCGACAUCAUGUAUGGGCGGACCGAGCAUGAAUGGGGUAUCGUGGUGUCUGAGAGGUAA